AUGACUUAAAAAUAAAUUCAUUUUCUUCCCACUCUUCUCUCUCUAAACACUCUCCCUUUCUCCUUCUAAAGUCUCACUCUUCGCAGGAAAAUUCGUAUUCUCAUCUCUUACCAUUAAUUGUUCACUAAUUUUAAAUCUACAGCGUUCUUCUCCAAUGCUGCGAUUGAAUUCAUCGGAUAGAUAAAUUGGUACGAAAGAGGAUCGUAAUUUUAGCUGAUCAUGGGGCCCACAAGAAAUUGUAAAAGUCUGAAUAAACGUUACUCUUAUGUUCCCGAUGUAUCUCCUAGCAAAGAUGGGGAUGGUUCUAAAAGAAGCAAUAGGCGGAAAGUGCAGAAGAGAAAGUUGUCUGACAUGCUUGGGCCUCGAUGGACUGUGGAAGAGCUAACUCGUUUCUAUGACUCUUACCGCAAAAAUGGUAAAGAUUGGAAAAAGUUAGCCAGUGCUGUGCGAAAUCGUUCUCCAGAAAUGGUGGAAGCCCUUUACACAAUGAAUAGGGCAUACUUAUCUCUCCCUCAUGGAACUGCAUCUGCUACUGGGUUGAUUGCUAUGAUGACCGAUCACUACAGCAAUUUGGCAGGGAGCGACAGUGAUCAAGAAAGCAAUGAUGAAGUGAGAUCAUCACGAAAGCCUCAGAAACGUGCUCGUUGCAAAGUAGAACCUCCUACCUCAAAAGCAUCAGACAGUCAAUUCCUUUCCCCAACCCUCGGUUCGAGUUAUGGUUGCCUGUCAUUGUUAAAGAAGAAACGCUCUGGAGGGAGCAGACCUCGUCCUGUUGGAAAAAGGACGCCAAGGUUCCCCAUUUCCUUGCCAUAUGACACUAUGAGCGAAGAUAAAUAUUUUUCUCCAACCAGGAAAGGGUUGCAACUGAAUGCUAAUGCUGAUGAUGAUGAAGUAGCUCACGAAAUUGCCAUAGCUUUGGCAGAGGCUUCACAAAGAGGUGGCUCUCCCCAGGUUUCUGGAACCCCAAAUAAAAGAGCUGAGAGUGUCAUGUCAUCGCCAAUUAGGCAUAGUCAAAGAAAGAAUUAUUUAGCUGAAAUGGCCAACACAAAACUCUUGUCUGCCGACAUGGAUGAAGAAGAUUUAGAAGGGAGCACAGAAGCUGACACGGGCGAGCUGUUCAAGUAUAAGUCCAAUGUGGUGGAAUUUGUAAGCCCUGGUACAACAAGAGAGAAAGGGAAAAAACUUAAAGGGAAGAAAUUUGAAAUUGAAAACAACGACGACCGUCACCUGGAUGACACCAAGGAAGAGUGUAGUGGAACAGAGGAAGAUCAAAAGUCAGGGGUAAUCAGAGGCAAGUUUGAUUUAGAGGCCAACACCAACAUCUCGAAAUCGCCCAUGCAGAGCCAGAGAAAGAAGAGCAAAAAGGUUCUCUUUGGAAAAGUUCCCACUGUAAUUAAGAUGAAGGCACACUCGACCUUUGUAGAUGAGGAACCUGCUUUUGAUGCUUUGCAAGCUCUAGCUGAUUUGUCACUCAUGCUGCCAAUGGAAAAUGAAGAUGAGUCAAGGGUGCUGCUUAAAGAAGAACCUGAUGAUGUUGUUGAUGAGUCUGUGCCAUUAGAAUCCCAGCCAGCGAACCAGCCCAGAGAAAAACGCAAAUCUACAGGUGUAAAAGUGAAAGGGCAUCUAUCAAGUUUUGGAGCUGCUUCCAGCAAAAGAUCAAAACCUGGAAAAAGUUCAGCUUUAGAUGCUUUCUCUGUUCCUGAAGAAAACCAGGAUUCUAUUCAAUCCAACACCAAUAAAGUAAGGAGAAAACAGAAGGUGCAAGUGUCUAAGAAUGCAAAACCUGAAUCUCAUGGUGAUAUUCUUGUUAGUGGAUCUCCGGGAAAUGAGGAGGCGGCGACCGAGGUCAGUGCCGACCAAGUUGUGGUUGAAGCAAGCGUGUUGGAGGCAGCGGCCGAGGCGGGCGAUAGCGAGGCCCUCAUAACCAUCGGGGUAGUUCCGAGAUGCUGCGGCUUUUUUCUUCAGGGUGGAGAUGCAGGCAAGAAAUUAAAGGCCAAGAAUAAAAAAUCUUCCCAAAACAGCUCACCCAAAUUAAUGAAGGUUUCAGAAAAUUCUUCAAGCGCUGAUAUGUGGAAGGAAGGGAGUGACUCAGCCCAAUCAGCUAUACAAGUUCCUGCAGGUAACCAGGUUACUUUACCUACUAAAGUACGGAGCAGGCGCAAGAUGAACCUAAAGAAACCAGUUCAGGAAGAAUCAAAAUUACUUGGCAAAAUUCACCCGAGUAAUCUGCCUCUUGGUUCACUCCAUGACACGAUGCUUAAGUCUAAGGAAAUGCUGUCUAAUUGUUUAUUAAAUCAGCGCCUAAGGAGAUGGUGCACUUAUGAGUGGUUCUAUAGUGCCAUUGAUUAUCCAUGGUUUGCUAAGAGAGAGUUUGUGGAGUAUCUCUAUCACGUAGGAUUAGGUCAUGUGCCAACAUUAACUCGUGUGGAAUGGGGUGUUAUACGAAGCUCUCUUGGUAAACCACGGCGUUUUUCAGAGCAAUUCCUGAAGGAAGAAAAAGAGAAGCUCAAUCAGUAUCGAGAUUCUGUUCGAAGACAUUACACUGAGCUCCGUGAAGGCAUCAGGGAUGGUCUGCCGACAGAUCUUGCAAGGCCUUUAUCAGUUGGGCAGCGUGUCAUUGCCAUUCAUCCAAAAACAAGGGAUAUCAAUGAUGGAAGUGUGCUAACUGUUGAUCACUAUAAGUGCCGCGUUCAAUUUGACCGUCCGGAAUUAGGGGUUGAAUUUGUUAAAGACAUUGACUGCAUGCCCUUAAAUCCUUUCGAGAAUAUGCCUGCAUUGGUUGGGAGACAUACAGUUCCAGUUGAUAAGUUCACUGAGAAUAUCAAUGAGCUAAAAAUGAAUGGACAUGCUACGGAAUACAUAAAGUUUUUUCCUGGUGAUAAUCUGGAUAACAAGGAUGGUUUACUCCAAUUGUCUUCAUUAGCUAAUCCUGCAACCAAAUCCUGGUCAACCCCUAAGUUACGGAUCCUUCUGGUGCAUCAGGUUGUUUCUGCAAAUGCUAAUGUGAAUACGGGAAUUGGAGUUGCUGAUAUCGCAAGUUACAAUCAGACAUCAAAUUCUCCACUCCAGGCAAAGGAAGCUGAUAUUCAAGCUCUUGCUGACCUGACUCGUGCUCUAGAUAAAAAGGAGGCUAUUGUUAUCGAGUUAAAACGAAUGAAUGAUGACGUGUUGGAAAAUCAGAAAGAUGGAGGUAGCCCUUUGAAGGAGUCUGAGUCAUUUAAAAAGCAAUAUGCUGCUGUGCUUAUACAGUUGAAUGAAGCCAAUGAACAGGUUACAUUAGCUUUACGUUGCUUGAGAGAACGAAACACUUACCAAGGAAAAUUUCUGCUGACAUCAGCGAGACCAGUAGCGCAUCUUGCUGAUCCCUGUGGCACACUAAAUUCUGCGUGCCAAUCUCAUGAAGUAGGAUCACAAAUGAAUGAAAUCAUGGAUAGCUCGAGAUCAAAAGCACGAAUGAUGGUAAAUGCUGCUGUGCAGGCAAUCACCUCACUUGAGAGUCAGAAGGAUACCUUAGAGAAAAUUGAGGAAGCUAUAGAUUACGUAAAUGACCAGCUUCCCUUGGACGGCACCUGCCUGCCUAGAGCAACUGAUCCUAAACUGACGAAUGCAUCUGACGACACCCGAAUCCCUUCUGAGUUGAUCACAAAAUGUGUGGCGACACUACUUAUGAUUCAGAAGUGUACAGAAAGGCAGUUCCCCCCGUCUGAUGUGGCACAGAUAUUAGAUUCUGCCGUGACAAGUUUACAGCCACGCAGUUCACAGAACCUUCCCAUUUAUACCGAGAUUCAGAAAUGUGUGGGCAUCAUCAAGAAUCAAAUUUUGGCAUUGAUACCCACUUGAAGUAGUGUGUUUCUGUAUAUGGAAUCAAGUUUAUCCAGUGAAUGUGUACCUUGUAGAUACUUUAGGUCGGUCUCUGUAGCUCUCGGCCAUGCCUGUGUGGCUUGCUUGUUUCAGUCAAUUAUAUUCCUAUUAAUUCUUUCAUGAUAGCCUGGAUUUUUUUAUAAAACAUGCUAAUGAGGAUGUAUGGUUAUUAAUGGUGUAGAUUCUAAUAAGCAGAUUCUGAUUGGAAAACCUACAUACAUCGAGGGAUGAAAAUUGUAAAUUUUUUUUAUUGUCGACUUAUGAACGAGCAAUAAGUUAAAUGAUUUUGGUCUGUCUCAUUUUCCUUCUCCUUACACAGCCGAAUGUGAAGGAGUAUGGCUAUUUGUAUUCGAUUCUUGUAUGUGAAUGCAGAUAGCAUGCUAAUAAUAGCCUGUGUCC
This is a messenger RNA of Striga asiatica, 4260 nucleotides long. NCBI's taxonomy places the organism in Eukaryota, Viridiplantae, Streptophyta, Magnoliopsida, Lamiales, Orobanchaceae. The record is from the annotation of a GenBank genome assembly.